Molecule: messenger RNA, 942 nt
Organism: Cherax quadricarinatus
Lineage: Eukaryota; Metazoa; Arthropoda; Malacostraca; Decapoda; Parastacidae
Source: RefSeq, a predicted model, not a curated record
AUGGCGGAGGGAGCCGCCCCGUCACCGCUGCCGCCGGCGCCUCUCACACUCCCUGAAGAAGACGUAAUUGUGGCUGAACACUUGCAGGAGCUAGAGUGCGCUGCGUCAAGCUCCUCGUCGCAGAUUUCAAUGUUUGAUAGCACUUUCCUACACCACAGAACAAGCCUGGCACCAAGGUCAGGACUCUGGCAUGUAGAAAAAUUCUUUGGAACUCAUCAUAGAGGGGAGUUUUGGCAAGAUGAUCUGUUUGCCAUGUGCCAGAGAGUUGAGAGAAUGACUAAGGCUGAGGACUGGAGCCUCCCUAUUUUGGCGUCACACCUGCGUACACUGCUCUGGAAGUGGUUGGCAUGGGAACCAGCACAGCACUGCAUUGCUAAUAAAUUGAAAACAACUCUCGGCAAACCUCUAGACACAUUCACUAGUAUUGAAGGAGUCAUUAAAAGUCGAGCAAAAGAGGUUAAAGAAUGUGGUCAAGAUUUAGAAAAAGGCCAGUUGUCUGUGAAGAACGAGGACGAUAAAUCUGCCACCAAAAACAUGAAUGGAAUGGAAAAGGCUGAUGGAGAGAGUAAUAAUGUGAAAAUUCAAUCUCUUGCUGUAAUGUUACUAGUAGAAUUUGUAGAGAGUCUUGAAAAAGCCAUGUUUAAUGCAAGUGAUGGAUGUGCUGUGGCAGUUCCUCCCCCAAACAAGAGUGUUAGAACUUUCUUUCGUACAAAUCGUCAAACAUGUACUGAAUGGUUGAGUCGCAUACGAGCAGCAGUUAUAAUUGUUUCACUCAACUGUGGACGACCUGAGGUAGCAAUCCGACACUCAUACAAGCUUCUUCAGGAACUGAAAGAUAACAACAAUACCCAGGGUAAUGACUUUGAACGUGCAGUCUGCUACUGUGCUCGAGCACUGUGGAUGGAUUGGAGCCCUAAACUAGCUCCCUUAGCAGAAUACUAA